GUGUGUUUUUUAUUCUUCACAUCUGAAGUCAGGGAAGUUGUGUGAAGGAAUGCAGAAUGGGAAACUGGUUUACAACUGACCAGACUGUGGAUCCAGAAACAUCACAGUACGCUAUAACUCAGAAGGAAACUGGAAACAUGACAGUCACUGCCCAGAGUGGAGGUGUCGUCAACACACCUCAGUUUACCGGUGUUCAUGUGAAAAGGGAUCUAACUCUCAAUGUCAACAACACAUAUGAGAUGUUCCACGUUUCUCUUUCAGUCCAAUCACCUGCCAGGACAGUUGAGACUGACGCUGUUCCUCCCAAAACCAAAGAAAACAUCCAAAGGUGCCAAGCUGAACUAAAAUCUUACCUUCAAAAUAAAACAAAGAAUCUGUUUCAAGGACCGAAAGAGGAUGGAUCAGCAACUCCUUUAAACAAGAUCUAUACGGAGCUUUACAUCACAGAAGGAGGCAAUGGCGAGGUUAAUAGUGAACAUGAAGUGAUUGAAUUAGAAUAUACAAGGUGUACGAGUGAGGAGAGGAAAAUCCACCUUAAUGACAUCUUUGAACCUUUAUCAAAUGAAGAGAACCCUCCCCAGAGAGUCCUGACGAAGGGAAUUGCUGGCAUUGGAAAAACUGUCGCUGUGCAGAAAUUUACUCAUGACUGGGCAGAAGGAACAGCCAAUCAAAACAUCCAGUACAUAUUUCCAUUCACAUUCAGAGACUUGAAUUUAAUAAAAGACAAACGUUUGAGUCUUACUGAGUUGAUAGGUAACUAUUUUGAAGAAGUGAAGGAUUUGGGAAUACUCAACUUCAAAAAUUCUACUGUUUUGUUCAUCUUCGACGGCCUGGACGAAAGCACGUUCCCCCUGGACUCAAAUCAAAUGUGCCGCAGUAUCAUGGAGGCUGCGACACUAGACAUCCUGCUAUCCAACUUAAUCAACGGGAACCUCCUCCACAAAGCCUUGGUCUGGAUCACAGGUAGACCAGCUGCAGCCAGUAAGAUUCCUCCCGAGUUCAUCAACAGAGUCACCGAGGUACAAGGCUUUAAUGAUGAGCAGAAGGAGGAGUACUUUCAAAAGAAAAUUAGUGACAAGGACAUGGCUCAGAAGAUCUUCAGUCAUCUUCAGUCAAAGCCGUUGCGAAGUCUUUACAUCAUGUGCCACAUCCCAGUGUUCUGUUGGAUUGCAGCCACGGCUCUCCAGAGUCUCCUCGCAGACACACACGAAAAUGAGCUGCCCAAGACUGUGACUGAAAUGUACACACACUUCCUGAUCAUCCAGACCAAGCAAAAACAACAGAGGGAUUAUCAGGCAGGUGAAGCAGAAAAAGCUUUGAUCAUGAAAUUGGGAAAGCUGGCAUUUGAACAGCUACAGAAGGGCAACAUCAUCUUCUAUAAAGAAGAUCUGAAAGAUUGUGAAAUUGAUCUGAAACAAGCUGCAGUUUUUUCAGGAGUUUGUACACAGAUCAUAAGAAAAGAAUACGGUCUUCACAGACACGAGUGUUACUCUUUUGUACAUUUAAGUGUUCAGGAGUUUCUUGCAGCUCUGUAUGUAUUGGAGACCUUCAUAGAUAGCGGAGAAAAUCUGCUUCCCAGCCGUAGGAGCGUGACUGUGGCGCCAAAAAACGGAGAAAUUCCUAUCGCCCUUCUCCACAAAAACGCAGUGAAUAAGGCUUUGGACAGCGAUUAUGGACAAUGGGACUUGUUUCUGCGCUUCCUGCUCGGCCUGUCACAGGAUAAAAAUCUGAAACUUCUUCAGCAAGUAUUUGGAUUUAAAAGAAGACGUCUGCAGAGCCACCAGCAGACAAUCAACUACAUUCACAUUAAGAUCAGGAACCUGUCUCGUACCAACCGGAGUAUCAAUCUAUUCCACUGUUUAAAUGAGCUGGGUGACCAGUCUCUGGUAGAGCAAGUCCAAAGGUAUCAGAGGUCAGGAGAUUUUAGUAAAAUUUCCCCUGCACAUUGGUCAGCUCUGGCCUUUUUGCUGCUCGUUUCCAACGAAGACUCGGCCGUCUUUGACCUGAAGAAAUACCACAGAUCAGAUGAAGUCCUGGAGAGGCUGCUGCCAGUGGUCAAAGCGUCAAAGACAUCUUUGUUAAGUGACUGUAACCUCACUGACAGAUGCUGCAAGUAUAUUUCAUCAGUUCUCGGCUUGAAGUCUUCUGGUCUGGAGGAGUUGGAUCUGAGCAGAAAUAAACUGCAGGACUACGGGACGAAGCUGCUCUCUGAUGGCCUACAAAGUCCCAAAUGUAAACUCCAAAGACUCAGACUGGUUGGCUGUAACCUGACGGAGAGAAGCUGUGAAGCUCUGGCCUCAGUUCUCAGCUCCACUUCCUCUAGUCUGAGAGAGCUGGACCUGAGUCACAACGACCUGCAGGAUUCUGGAGUGAAGCUGCUUUCUGCCGGACUGGAGAGUCCUCACUGUUCCCUGGAAACUCUCAGGUUGUCAGGCUGUCAGGUCACAGAGGGAGGCUGCACGUCUCUGGCCGCCGCUCUGAGAUCCAACCCCUCCCACCUGAGAGAGCUGGACCUGAGCUACAAUCAUCCAGGAGACGGAGGAGUGAAGCUGCUGUCUGCUGGGCUGGAGGAUCCACAUUGGAGGCUGGACACUCUCAGACUGGUUGGCUGUAACCUGACGGAGAGAAGCUGUGAAGCUCUGGCCUCAGUUCUCAGCUCUACGUCCUCUAGUCUGAGAGAGCUGGACCUGAGUCACAACGACCUGCAGGAUUCUGGAGUGAAGCUGCUUUCUGCCGGACUGGAGAGUCCUCACUGUAAACUGGAAACUCUCAGGUUGUCAGGCUGUCAGAUCACAGAGGGAGGCUGCACGUCUCUGGCCGCCGCUCUGAGAUCCAACCCCUCCCACCUGAGAGAGCUGGACCUGAGCUACAAUCAUCCAGGAGACAGAGGAGUGAAGCUGCUGUCUGCUGGGCUGGAGGAUCCACAUUGGAGGCUGGACACUCUCAGGGUGGAACACGGUGGGAAGCAGAGGCUGACACCUGGUCUGAGGAAGUAUGCUGAAGAACUCACCCUGGACCCAAACUCAGCACACAGAAACCUCACACUGUCUGACAACAAGAGGAAGGUGACGGUAGUGACGAAGAAGCAGCCAUAUCCUCAUCAUCCAGAGAGGUUUGACCACUGGCAUCAGCUGCUGUGUAGAGAUGGUCUGACCGGGCGCCGUUACUGGGAGGUCGAGUGGGAAGGAGAAGUUCAAAUAGCAGUGAGCUACAGAGGAAUCGUAAGGAAAGGAAAACGUUUUGACAGCAGGUUUGGAGAGACCAACCAGUCCUGGAGCCUGAGCUGCUCGAAACGUGGUUAUUAUGUCAGUCACGAAAAGAACAAAACAGUCCUCCCUCCCUGCUCUGUCUCUAACAGAGUAGCAGUGUAUGUGGACUGUCCUGCCGGCGUUCUGUCCUUCUACAGAGUCUCCUCUGGCACACCGAUCCACCUCCACACCUUCAACGCCACAUUCACUGAACCUGUCUACCCUGGGUUCUGGGUUGAAUCCAGUUCCUCGGUGUCUCUGACUUCACUGUAGGAGUGAGCAUAAGUAGUGUCUCUUUUAAAGUUUCUCAAGGGCUACCUAUCAGUUUGCUGAAAGAAAAAUCGAGAUGUUCUACCCAGUAAUAAUUUCUCUGGUCCUUGAGUUGAUUCUCCAAGGCCCGAAACUCGUAUUGAUAAAGCUUGUUAAAGUCUUGACCCCUAAAUAUUUUUGAUUUAUUUAGGUCCCAUUUCAGAUUAUAUUUUAGGUUUAAUAACUUGUGAUAUUGGCUGCUUGACUACUGUUGCUUCUUACCUAUAUUUAAUUUGUAAUCUGACACAGGACUGCAUUGUGUUGUUUCCUCCAUCACUGCCUCAAAGGUUUGUGGUAUAUUAGUUAAGUAGAGAAUGGGGUCAUCUGCUGUUUGCCCCUUUUCCUGUCCAAGAACCAGUAAUUGUAUGUUAGAACUACGCCUUACUUUCUCCCACAAGGGUUCCACACCAUGUUCCCAGAAAAACUGUUCUGAUUCCUGGGGCUAAGGGGGCAAUUUUUCUUGUGUGGAGAACACUCUUCCAGUGUCUGCUGCCAGUGAGUUAGUUCAGCAUAGUUCAACUUGACAAGAUUCAACGGUUCACUUUAAAAGACGCCAAGAAUCUUCCCCAAGACUCACCGAAACCAAACCACUGAAGUCCUGUGCUGCGAAUGGGACUUCUACUUGUUGGGAUAUGUAAGUUAUGGAUUCACCUCGGCCCACUUGGACCUGGGACAUCUGCAGACAACCAGAGGCGGAGAUAAACAGAGGCCACAGUCAAAAAUGUCUCGCAUGGAUCCAAAGAAGAAAAUCUCAUCUAAACAGAAGAUUCAAUCUACAAAUGUGGUUGUUGUCACAAUCUGCCCCUUUAAUUCUGUUAUGGAGUCUGUGCUUCCUGUUUUGUUACUUCUUACCUGUUGUGUAUUUAUUGUGAGUAUAUUGGUUUCACCUGUCCCCUAUUACCCUUGCGUAUUUAAGUCCCUGUAUUCCGCUCAGUCUUUGUCGUUUCUUCUGUUUUGUUUCCUCUCUGCAUGUUUCUAGUGUUCCUGAUGUGUCUGUGUUCCUGCUUUCCUGUUAUUGUCAUCGGGCAAUGUGCUAAACUGUUUAAAUAGGUACCGUCUCCACCCCAACCAAGAGCACACCAAGUGAAACACCAGCCUCGCUGAUAACCAGCGGUGGUUGAAACUGCGCUUUCUGAAGCGCUGAACUGCUACGAAAGCAGUUCAGUGCUAAAAAUGGUGACAUCUGCAGGCCAAAUCGGGGGUAUUGCAUUUGUAGUUAAAUACAGUGGCCUUUAGUGACUCUGGUACAGGUUCGAUGCAACGAGGACCUCGAUGGUCCCUUGAUUUUUGGCGUCUUGCAACAAUACUUUGAUGAGGCCAAAUUUCUCUAACAAGCCGAGAUCAGAGAUUGUGCACCUGGAUGUGAUGUUUAGUGGAUGCCGCUAAACAUGACACUUCUUCUUAGAUGUACCACUCUUGAAGACAGACACUUUUUGUAUUUUACAAAGUAGAGUGUGUCAUAACGAGCCUCUGGGAUUAGGAAAGACAAAAACAUAGUUGUGUGGGGAACCAGCGAUGACGUCGGCAAAAAUAACACCAAAAAUAUGCCUACCGUAACAGCAGAAAGGCAUUCUGGGUGGACUGGCCAGGUGCAUCCUGUUGCUUGAAUGGGCAAUAUUUGAUACACAUUCCUGCUCAUAUCAUUCUUGAUUUUUUUCAAAACUGUCAUCGAGAUGCUGUUAAGUAGAAACGUCGCGUAAAUUUAGGACUAAAGAGGACAAGACAAGAACGCCUCCACGGUGUCUGCGGGACAUUAGUCAACAGAUGGAAGGGAAAAAAAUGAAGGAAGCACAUUUAUCACACUUUGUUUAAUCAAAAAAAACAAAACGUUGUUCUUAUUAUUU
Molecule: messenger RNA, 5401 nt
Organism: Xiphias gladius (swordfish)
Lineage: Eukaryota; Metazoa; Chordata; Actinopteri; Istiophoriformes; Xiphiidae
Product: NACHT, LRR and PYD domains-containing protein 12-like
Exons: 11
Coding region: 57-3521 (1154 amino acids)
Molecular function (GO): protein binding
Source: RefSeq, a predicted model, not a curated record